AUAAUUUUUAUUUGUAAAAGCACAAUUAAUGCUGAGCUAUUUUGGUUAAGCUUAAUUUAUACGUAACAGUAAAAUGUCAGACGAUGAGGUUAUAAAGUUUGAGAUCACAGACUACGAUUUGGAUAAUGAAUUCAACCCCGGCCGUGGAAGAAAAGCUAACAAGGAACAACAAAUAUACGGUGUAUGGGCCAAAGACAGUGAUGAUGAUGAAAAUGAAGAUAAUGUUAGACAGAGAAUACGUAAACCUAAAGAUUUUUCUGCACCAAUUGGUUUUGUGGCGGGUGGAGUUCAACAGGCUGGCAAAAAAAAAGACAAGACUAAAGAAAUAAAACCAGCUGAAGCGUCUACUUCUGCUCCUAAGUACUCAGAUAGUUCUGAUGAGGAACCGGAGAUUCCAGUCGCGAGUGACACAGCAGGAAUCAGGAGACAGGGACAGGGAAUGCGUCCACCAUCGUUAGGUGGAAAUGUGGGGAAUUGGGAAAAACAUACUAAAGGAAUCGGAGCAAAAUUGUUGUUGCAGAUGGGAUACCAGCCGGGUAAAGGUUUGGGUAAAGAUUUGCAAGGUAUCUCAGCGCCGGUCGAGGCUACGCUGCGCAAAGGCAGAGGUGCGAUCGGAGCUUACGGACCAGAAAAGGCAACGAUAAAAGCCAAAAAAGAAGAGGAACGUCGCAUCAAAGAUAAAGAAGAUAAUGAUAAAGAUAAAACCGAAAAGAAUUACAACUGGAAGAAAUCGCACAAGGGUCGUUAUUUUUACAGAGAUGCCGCUGACGUCAUUCAGGAGGGUAAACCCACAACGUAUACCAUAGCAAGUAACGAGUUGUCCCGCGUGCCCGUGAUCGACAUGACCGGCAAGGAGAAGCGCGUGCUGAGCGGCUACCACGCGCUGCGGGCGCAGGCGCCGCGCUACGAGCACGAGCCCAGGAGGAAGUGCCAGAACUUCUCCGCGCCGCAGCUGGUCCACAACCUCGAGGUCAUGGUCGAGUGCUGCGAACAGGAUAUCAUCCAAAACGCCCGUGAAUUGCAACAAGCUGAAGACGAGAUAGUGGUGCUAGAGAGGGACAUCGACGAAUGCGACCAGCAGCUGAAGGAGCACGACGAAGUGAUAGGCAAGGUCCAGGCGAUCCUCGAGAAGGUCGAGGAGCUCAACAAGCCGGACGUCUCACUUGAGAAGGCCCAUCAGGUGCUGGCCAGCUUGAAGGAAACGUAUCCAGCGGAAUAUGAGAUGCUCGGUCUCGGCACGAUAGCCGGCAACAUCGUGAGUCCUCUGCUGAGCGCGCUGCUGGCCACCUGGAGUCCGCUGGAGAACCCCGAGGAGCCUUUGCCGGUGUUCGUCAAGUGGAAGCAGGUCCUCACCGAGGAGGCGUUCAACAGUUUGUUGUGGCAACACUACGUGCCGCACAUCAGCAAUGCCGUUGAGUCAUGGAAUCCUCGCACGCCGGAGCCAAUGGUCCAGGCUCUAACGUCGUGGCGCGCCGUGUGCCCGGCCUGGCUGCUGAGCUCCUGCGCCAGCCGGUACGUGGUGUCCCGCGUGCUGGCUGCCGUCAGGGUGUGGGACCCCACCAGGGACACCCAGCCCGUGCACCAGUGGGUGCUCCCGUGGCACGAACUGGCCGGUGAGAGUCUAUCGCAGGCGGUCUACCCCCUGAUCCGGUCUCGCCUGUCGUCCGCGCUGUCCGCGUGGCACCCCGCGGACGGCUCGGCUCGCGGAGUCCUGCGCCCGUGGAAGGAGGCCUGGGGCGGAGCCCUGGUCGCCCUGUUGCAUCGGCACGUGCUACCUAAACUGGAGCACUGUCUCAUGCACGCGCCGCUCGAUCUUGUCGGCGGAGAGAAUAGUACGUCGGCGUGGCAGUGGUGCGUGGAGUGGCGCGAGGUGGCGGGCGCGGCGGCGCUGGGCGCGCUGGCGGGGCGCACGCUGCUGGCGCGCUGGCUGGCGGCGCUGGCGGCCUGGCUCAACACCAACCCGCCGCACGCGACCGUCAUCAACUCUUACACAGAAUUCAAGAAAAUGUUUCCCGAAGACAUACUCAAGGAGCCGGCGGUCCGCGACGCUUUCCGGAAAGCCCUCGACAUGAUGAACCGAAGCGCCGAUAUCGACACCAUAGAUCCGCCUCCUCCGCCAAGGUUCACUGUCAUCACGGAGACCAAAGAAACGCCUAGGAUUGUCGAUGUAUUAGCUUCGGCAACGCAACAGAAGAGUUUCUCGGAGUUGUUGGAGACCAGGUGCAUUGAAAACGGUAUAACUUUUGUACCGAUUGCAGGGAAAACGAGGGAAGGUCGCCCCCUAUACAAAAUAGGUGCGCUACAGUGCUACGUUAUAAGGAACGUGAUAAUGUAUUCCGAUGAUAACGGAAGGAAUUUUGCGCCAAUCGCCAUGGAUAAGUUGCUCAAAUUGGUCGAGGAUUAGUUAUUUUUUUUUAUCAAUAUCAAGACUUUUCUGUGUUUAGUGAGAGUUUUUUAACGUUCUCGAUAGCGUAAAAGUUAACGCAAAUU
Bombyx mandarina (wild silkworm) is the source of this 2490-nucleotide messenger RNA. It is a transcript of the gene sip1, whose product is annotated as septin interacting protein 1. Lineage: Eukaryota; Metazoa; Arthropoda; Insecta; Lepidoptera; Bombycidae. Gene Ontology annotation, cellular component: U2-type post-mRNA release spliceosomal complex. Gene Ontology annotation, biological process: spliceosomal complex disassembly. Gene Ontology annotation, molecular function: nucleic acid binding. The record is from RefSeq and is a predicted model, not a curated record.